This is a messenger RNA of Lampris incognitus (smalleye Pacific opah), 1751 nucleotides long. It is a transcript of the gene slc22a16, whose product is annotated as solute carrier family 22 member 16. The transcript is spliced from 8 exons. The coding region runs from base 1 to 1728 and encodes 575 amino acids. Lineage: Eukaryota; Metazoa; Chordata; Actinopteri; Lampriformes; Lampridae. Gene Ontology annotation, cellular component: membrane. The record is from RefSeq and is a predicted model, not a curated record. Gene Ontology annotation, biological process: transmembrane transport.
AUGACCGUUGAGAAGAUAUUCGACGAGCUUGGACACUUCAAAAGGUUUCAAGCAUGUCUAUAUUUUGCUGCAGUCUUCCAGGCUAUAGCGUGUGGGAUCCACUACCUGGCUUCUGUUUUCCUCGUGGAGACCCCAAACUUUGUCUGUGGUGUGCCUGCCAACAUCACUGAUGUCCUAUACGGUAACCUUACUGAAUCAUCUUUGGAAGAUAUCCUGCCAUUUCUCACAGCAGAGAGUGGUCCUGUGGUUGUGAGGACGGCACACGGUGACCAGUGGGAGCUCAACCGUUGCCAGCAUGCUUUGCGGAUUGCGCCAACAAAUUUUACCUACCAGUUCAAUGGCAAUAGAACAGUGAAAGCUUGCAAUGGGAACUUCGUUUACGACCACAGCGAAAUAUACCAGAGCAUUGUCACGGACUGGGACUUGGUGUGUGAGAGAGAAUGGCUUGCCAAGCUGUGCCAGCCCAGCUUCAUGCUGGGAGUACUGAUUGGAGCAGUGGUGUUUGGAGACAUAGCUGACAGGGUUGGCCGGGUGAGGAUUCUGAUGAUCACCAGCUUGUGCCAGUUUGGGUUUGGGGUGUGUGUGGCAUUCACUGGGAAUUACUACUUCUUUGUAGCGAUGCGCUUCCUCCUGGCCAUGGUGUCCAGUGGCUAUCUGGUUGUGGUGUUUGUCUAUGUGACAGAAUUUACUGGCAUCAAGGUGCGCACGUGGACAUCCAUGCACGUGCAUGCGGCCUUCGCACUUGGCAUAAUGAUGGUGGCUCUGACCGGCUAUCUGGUGCGCGUCUGGUGGAUCUACCAGAUCAUCCUCUCCACCUGCACCUCCCCCUUCCUGCUCUUCUGCUGGAAGUUUCCCGAGACGCCCUUCUACCUUAUGGCGAAGGGCCGCACCAAGGACACCCAGGUUCUUCUGGACACAAUAGCCCGCAUCAACGGCCUUGAUUCCAGCCUGAAAGCAGAAGACCUCAUGGAGCCAAUAGACAAGAGUGCUGGACCUUUGCUUGAGAAGGACCAGGAGUGUCAGGCACAAUCUGAAAAGAAGCUGUCUAUCCUGGAUCUGUUUGGUAGCUGGAGGAUGGCGGGCCGGACAUGCACUGUUUGGUCUAUCUGGUUUAUUGGCAGCUUGGGCUACUACGUCUUCUCCCUGGGCUCAGUCAACCUUGGAGGAAACCAGUACAUCAACCUCUUCUUGGCUGGUGCCGUGGAGUUUCCUUCUUAUCUGGUUGGCUGUUUUGCGAUGGACCGGGUGGGAAGGAAGAGGACUUGUGCCCCAGCGCUGCUGCUGGUUGGAAUUGCCUGUAUGCUUACCAUGGCGGUACCCCAAGACAUUGAAGUGCUGGCCAUUAUUCUCUGUAUGACAGGAAAGUUUGCCAUUGCCAUUGCCUUUGCUCUCAUCUACCUCUACACCUGUGAGCUUUACCCUACCAUUAUCAGGUCUCUGGCUGUGGGUACCGGUAGUAUGAUGUGCCGUGUGGGCAGUGUGGUUGCUCCCUUCUGUGUCUACCUGAGUGAUUUCUGGCUCUACAUGCCUCAGCUGAUUGUGGGAAUCCUGGCAUUCGUGAUUGGAGUGCUGACGUUGCUUUUACCUGAAACCUUGGGUAAGCCGCUGACAACUACCCUGGAGGAGGCUGAGGCCUUGGGGCGCAAACCCACCAAAAAGAACUCUGCCCUGGGCAACAACAAUCCUGAGGAUGGGUUGGAGAUGAACCAGCAGGAAGCCAAAGCCUGAUGUAUAUGCUAUCAUGGAGAAGG